This is a messenger RNA of Xenopus laevis (African clawed frog), 2422 nucleotides long. It is a transcript of the gene rnf223.L, whose product is annotated as ring finger protein 223 L homeolog. NCBI's taxonomy places the organism in Eukaryota, Metazoa, Chordata, Amphibia, Anura, Pipidae. The transcript has 2 exons. Gene Ontology annotation, molecular function: ubiquitin protein ligase activity. Gene Ontology annotation, biological process: protein ubiquitination. Bases 883 to 1518 code for a protein of 211 amino acids. The record is from RefSeq and is a predicted model, not a curated record.
AGGUCUGAGAUGCCGGAUUUUCAGAUUUUGACUUUUCCAUUCUCGGGGAUUAAUAAAUUCCGAGAAAUGUUAGAUUUUAUAAAAAGAAAAUCACGAAUUUUUCGUGAUUUUUGCAUUCAGAGUUUUGUAAAUAACCCCCUUAAAGGUUAUUUACUAAAGUGCCCUGUAAAGGUCAGACAUAUGCAUUAUUCUUAUGCUCAGGGCCUUUAAAGUGCCACUGACAUUCAAUGUUUGUUAAAAGCUUAAUUUUGCAACAUUGGAAUAGUCCCAGGAAGCAUUUUAAAAAGACACAAAUUCCUGUAAAGAUAUGUUGUGUAACUUUAAGGUCUUUGUGUUUGUUAUUUGAAAGGUCUCAUGUACUGCACCUGCAUCCUUCCAAUUUGCUGUUCCCCUUGAUCCAAGUCUGUGCCAGUUUCAGAUCAGAAGCCAAAUAGCCUAUUUAUUACCGCUGUUUUUGGGCAGGCUUUGUGGGACCAAAUGAAAACACGAAAAUUAUCUGCUGAAGCCUGUAAUUACCAAAAUAGUUUCUUGAUUUUAAAGGCUACAUUAUAUCAUUGUUUAAUCACUGCAUGGAAUGCUGCCAAGCAUUUCUGCAUCUAGUUUACUGUGGAUUAAAUAAGAAACAUUCAUUUCAGUUAAACACUGGUUGGUCUACUUGGCUGCAAAUCCCUGCCAGGGAAACUCGGCAUGAUCGCUUCUUUUCCUACAAACCUAUAAUUAAAGCUACCAUUGCUUCAUAGUUCUUCUGCUCUAGGAAUGCACUGCACCAGCAUGCCUUAGACGUACAAACAGUAAGGAUACAUCAAAUCCAGGAUUCAGCCCUUUUUGAAGAUACUGAUUCAGCAGAAGCACAUGCAAAACCUGGACUCCUGAAGGUCUAUCAUGGAGGUACCCAUUGAAAUUUGGCACACUCAGAGAGAUACAGCAGAGGAUCCUGAUUCCAUGCUAGAGUGCUCCAUCUGCUUCACCAAAUAUGACAACAUCUUUAAAACCCCAAAGUUACUGCAGUGCUCACAUACUUUGUGCCUGGAGUGUGUGGCAAGGCUGGUGGCUGCCCUCCCCCCUGAAAAGCAAGCAGAGGAUGUCUUGUGCCCAUUUUGUCGACAGCCGACACACAUCCCAGACGAGGGGGCCCCAGCCUUACAGACAAGCCAAGAACUGCUGUCCAAUUUGCCAGCUCACCUUCAGCAUGAAGAACCAGUCUGGAUUGAAGGGAACAAGCUCUGUUACAAGCAGCCACCUGAGACAAACCCAGACCAGCAGGAUUUGUGCAUUUGUGUGGACAUUGGACUGAGUAAAAAGGACAGCACCUCUGAACCAAGGCAACGCCGGGGCUUUUUCAAUGGCUGCAGUGACUGGAAGAGGCUUUUACUCAUAGCAUUUAUUGUAGCUGUUCUGUUUUGUAUUCUCCUUUGGCCAGUUGAGUGUAUACUGAAGACUGGGAGCCUACGAUGCACGGCAGAGCCUGUUCCUACUAAGAUGCCAAUCAUUCCUGCGGUGGUGACCCAUGGAGUAUGAGAAACAAACUGGGCUUAUUCCAGUGGAGCACAGGCUGACAUGACACUUUCAAGUUUACCUUAACAACUAGAAACAUGCAUCCUGAGGUCAUUAUAUUUCCUUUAAUGCCUGUAUUAGGGGGGGGGGACAAGACUAUUUGCUAUGAAUGUCUGCAAAAGGGAAAGGAACUAAAUAUCCUUGGAGUUUAUCCCAUAUGUGGGCAGAGACAAUAAGCACAAAACAGUGGUUUGCCCAAUCCGAGCGGCUACGGGAUGAACUGGAAGGCCUAGUACAGAAUCGUGUGCCCAGGGCCACAGAACAGGGAAUGUUUUACCAUCAGCGUUACUGGUGGAACCUCAAAGCAUGAGACUUUUCAGUGAUGUAUGUAUGAAUCAGAGCUGGGGUUUCAUUUUAUCCCCAGCUCACGGAGCACGCUGGAGGAGAACGAUGCUCACGCACAAGCAAACGGCUUCCUCAUUGUUAUUUAUGAGGCAGAACAAUACAGUUCUUUAUAUAUUAAACUAUUUAUUAUGCCAUCUACCGUCAUUUUCAUUUUUUUACUUUUCAUCUAUUACUGAAACAUUGAGAGCAAUUUUUCUAAAUCUUUACUAGAGCAAUGCUCAACUCUAAUUCAUAGAAAUAAAAUGCUGUGUAGCCAUGGGCACAGCUAUUCCAACUCAGGACUAUAGGGCACACGUUUACAUAGUAGAUAAUAGAGACACUAUUUUACUCAGGGUUCUCUACUGAACUGAAAACCUUUCACAUAUAAAACAGGAAUAUGUUAAGGAAAAAACGUGUAUCUACUCCUCUCUAAAAAAAAACCUCUAAUGCUAAGCCUUAGAUUUCCAAUUAAGAAUAGGGGAGUGGUUCUAUUUUUGUAAACAUGGUAUUUAAAUUGCAAAUAAAAUUAGGAACUUUUUGGAAA